Messenger RNA from Myripristis murdjan (pinecone soldierfish), 1706 nucleotides. RefSeq names its product matrix metallopeptidase 13a (gene mmp13a.1). The coding region runs from base 31 to 1461 and encodes 476 amino acids. Gene Ontology annotation, biological process: extracellular matrix organization; proteolysis; collagen catabolic process. Gene Ontology annotation, cellular component: extracellular matrix. The transcript has 10 exons. The record is from RefSeq and is a predicted model, not a curated record. Gene Ontology annotation, molecular function: metalloendopeptidase activity; zinc ion binding. NCBI's taxonomy places the organism in Eukaryota, Metazoa, Chordata, Actinopteri, Holocentriformes, Holocentridae.
GAAACACAAAUCGCAAACAGCGAAGAAAACAUGAAGACUUUCAAUCUGUGCAUUCUACUAAGCCUGGCAGUCACAGUUUACUGUGUGCCAGUCCUGCAACUCACUGCGCAAGAUGAACGUUUUGCAGAGACAUACUUGAAGAAAUUCUUCAACCUGACAGAGGAGAGGGGUCCAGUGGCCAGACGGGGGAUCAGCCCGCUGAGCAAGAAGCUCACUGAGAUGCAGCGGUUCUUUGGUCUCACAAUCACCGGGAUGUUGGACUCCGAGACCGUAGAAAUGAUGAAGAAGCCCCGCUGUGGUGUUCCAGAUACCAAACUGGCCCGUUUCUCCACCUUUGGAAAUAACCUCAAGUGGGAGAAAAACAGUCUUACCUACAGGAUCGAGAACUACACCCCUGACAUGUCUAGGUCUGAGGUUGAUGACUCCAUUGAGAGAGCCCUACAGGUUUGGGCCAGAGUCACCCCUCUAAGGUUCACAAGACUCUACAGUGGCACUGCUGACAUCAUGAUCUCCUUUGGAAGCGGAUAUCAUGGUGAUUCUUACCCCUUUGAUGGCCCCGGUAACACCCUUGCUCAUGCCUUUGCCCCAUCUGAGUACAACUCCAUCGGAGGAGAUGCCCAUUUUGAUGAAGAUGAAACCUUCACCUUCAACUCAGACAGAGGCUACAUCCUCUUCCUGGUUGCAGCCCAUGAAUUUGGCCAUUCCUUGGGUUUGUCUCACUCUGAUGACCCUGGUGCCCUCAUGUACCCUGUGUACAGCUUCACCAGACCAGACACCUUUAUUCUGCCCCGUGAUGACGUCAACGGCAUCCAGUCUCUCUAUGGUCCAAACCCUGAUGAGGAUCCUGUUUCACCUGGACCCACGCCCCCCACCACCCCUAAUGCCUGUGAUUCAACCAUGGUCUUGGACGCUGUCGCCACCCUGAGAGGAGAGAUGCUCUUUUUCAAAGACAAAUUCUUCUGGCGCAGCCACCCUCAGAGAAGGGAACCUCAGCAGAGUCUCAUCCAGAACUUCUGGCCAAGGGCUCCUAUCAACAUUGAUGCUGCCUAUGAAAGCCCAGAAUCAGACAAUGUCUUCCUCUUUAAAGGGCGCAAAGUGUGGGCAGUCUCUGGCUAUGAUGUUGUACCUGGCUAUCCGAAAAGACUCACCGACAUUGGUCUGCCCUAUAGUGUGAAGAGAAUCGAUGCUGCCCUCUUUGAUGUGGACUCUCGCAAGACGCUGUUCUUUGUUGGCAAAUAUUACUACAGCUACGAUGAGGCCACAAGAACUGUGGACCAGGGAUUCCCCAAACGAGUGGAUGAGACCUUCUCAGGCCUGACCGGCAGGGUGACGGCAGCUUUCCAGUACAGAGGUUUUACCUACAUCUACAGUGGGCCGUACAUGCAUGAGUACAGCUUGCGCAGUGGGAGACUCUUCCGUGUGCUGAGGAACAGCUACUUCCUGCAGUGCACCAACUUCUAGACCAUCUGACCCAUCUGACCACAUUAAUCGCUUACAAAGCCACUGUGAAGGAUGAUGAAUGUAUCAGAGAGUCUAAAUGAGUGUUAUUUUUGCAUAUCAUGUCUGAUCAAAUAUUGUUAUUUUGUUACACCUAUUUAUAUAGGCAUUUAUUUAUAUAUUUAAAGGUCUAAAUUGCUGAUAUUUUUUAUUUUAUAAACUAAAGAUAUUAAUCAGUUAUCUAUCAAAACAUGUAACUGAAUAUUAUC